Messenger RNA from Amblyraja radiata (thorny skate), 1370 nucleotides. It is a transcript of the gene polb, whose product is annotated as polymerase (DNA directed), beta. NCBI's taxonomy places the organism in Eukaryota, Metazoa, Chordata, Chondrichthyes, Rajiformes, Rajidae. The transcript is spliced from 14 exons. Gene Ontology annotation, cellular component: nucleus. Gene Ontology annotation, molecular function: DNA-directed DNA polymerase activity; DNA binding. Gene Ontology annotation, biological process: base-excision repair; double-strand break repair via nonhomologous end joining. The record is from RefSeq and is a predicted model, not a curated record. Bases 125 to 1132 code for a protein of 335 amino acids.
CGGGGGCGCGCACGCGGCCUAGCGACGCAGCAGAAGCCUGGGCUGACAUUGUGACGGCGGCCGGGGACGGGGACGGGGAAAGGAGGCUGCCGUUCGGGCGGGCCUUGCACAGACAGCCGCCGCCAUGAGCAAGAGGAAAGCGCCGCAGGAGUCGCUGAACGAGGGGAUCACCGACUUCCUGAUCGAACUGGCUAACUUUGAGAGGAAUGUGAAUCGAGCAAUGCACAAGUACAAUGCUUACAGGAAAGCAGCGUCAGUUAUUGCAAAAUAUCCAACAAUAAUCAAGAGUGGUGCAGAAGCUAAAAAACUGGAAGGAGUUGGUGACAGGAUUGCUAAGAAGAUUGACGAGUUUCUAGCAACAGGAAAGUUGCAAAAGCUGGAAAAGAUUCGUCAAGAUGAUACCAGUUCAUCUAUUAACUUUUUAACAAGAGUAACCGGGAUAGGACCUGCGGCAGCGAGAAAGUUUGUGGAGGAGGGAAUCAAGACUUUGGAUGAUCUGAGAGAGAAUGAACACAUACUGAAUUAUCAUCAGCGGAUUGGCUUGAAGUAUUUUGAGGACUUUGAAAAGCGAAUUCCUCGGACAGAAAUGGUGAAAAUGCAGGCUCUAGCUCUGCGGGAGGUGGAAAAAUUAGAUUCUAAAUAUGUCGCCACCGUUUGUGGCAGCUUCAGACGAGGCGCUGAGUCCAGUGGUGAUAUGGAUAUUCUCUUGACUCAUCCGGACUAUACCUCGGAAUCAUUAAAAAGGCCAAAGCUUCUUCAUAAAGUUGUGGAAUGCCUGGAAGCAAUAGACUUUGUCACCAUCACCCUUUCCAAGGGAGAUUCCAAGUUCAUGGGUGUCUGCCGAUUACCAGAAGAGAGUGAUGGCAGUGAGAAUCCAUUCAGGAGAAUUGACAUCAGGCUCAUUCCAAAGGAUCAGUAUUUCUGUGGCGUGCUUUAUUUCACCGGAAGUGAUCUCUUUAACAAGAACAUGAGGACCCAGGCCCUGGAAAAAGGCUUCACAUUGAAUGAGUACACUAUUCGUCCAUUGGGAGUGACAGGAAUCCCUGGCGAACCACUACCAGUGGAGAGUGAAAGCGACAUCUUUGAAUACAUUGAAUGGCGAUACAAGGAACCAAAAGAACGAAGUGAGUGAUUGCGUGCCACCUGACGACCACGCGCAGUCACCUCACAGAACACUCCGGGGUUCAGUGGGAGCGAGAAUGUGCUGAAUCUUGACAAGUAAAGAACCAAGUGAAAUAUUUCAGAAGGAAUUCUCAAUAACUUUAUUCAAGACCUGGGUAAUGCGCAUAUGGCUAGCAUGUUAUGUAUUUAUAGAGAUCAACUUUUGUACAAGGUCCCAUGCAGUAAUAUCAAUAAAGCACAAUUAGGGA